Molecule: messenger RNA, 3272 nt
Organism: Mesocricetus auratus (golden hamster)
Lineage: Eukaryota; Metazoa; Chordata; Mammalia; Rodentia; Cricetidae
Gene: Aldh1l2
Product: aldehyde dehydrogenase 1 family member L2
Exons: 23
Coding region: 94-2862 (922 amino acids)
Biological process (GO): one-carbon metabolic process; biosynthetic process; 10-formyltetrahydrofolate catabolic process
Cellular component (GO): cytoplasm
Molecular function (GO): aldehyde dehydrogenase (NAD+) activity; formyltetrahydrofolate dehydrogenase activity
Source: RefSeq, a predicted model, not a curated record
CGGGACCUGCCAGCCGAAGGGCGGGGCCGUGAGCAGAGCUGGGACUGAGCAGCCCUGGUGCCCAUUCCUCCGGAGCAGAGGCUCCUCUCCAUCAUGCUGUGGCCGGGCAACCAGGCGCUUCGGCACUUCUCCACCGGUCAGGUUUAUUUCAAAAACAAGCUGAAGUUGGCACUUAUUGGCCAGAGCCUCUUCGGGCAGGAAGUCUAUAGCCACCUCCAGAAAGAGGGCCACAGAGUGGUGGGGGUGUUCACAGUUCCAGACAAGGACGGAAAGGCUGAUCCACUAGCUUUGGCAGCAGAGAGAGAUGGAACCCCUGUGUUCAAGUUCCCUAGAUGGAGAGUCAAGGGUAAAACCAUCAAGGAGGUUGUGGAAACCUACCAGUCAGUGGGCGCUGAGCUCAACGUGCUUCCCUUCUGCACACAGUUCAUCCCCAUGGAUGUCAUUGAUAGCCCAAAGCACGGCUCCAUCAUCUACCACCCAUCCCUCCUACCCAGGCACAGAGGAGCUUCUGCCAUCAACUGGACUCUAAUCUCGGGAGACAAGCAAGCUGGCUUUUCUGUUUUCUGGGCAGACGAUGGUUUAGAUACAGGGCCCAUCCUUCUUCAGCGAUCAUGUAAUGUUCACCCCAAUGACACAGUGGAUGCACUUUAUAACCGCUUCCUUUUUCCUGAGGGGAUCAAGGCCAUGGUAGAAGCCGUCCAACUCAUAGCUGAUGGAAAAGCUCCUCGAAUUCCCCAGCCAGAAGAGGGGGCAUCAUAUGAAGGUAUCCAGAAGAAAGAGAACGCUGAGAUUUCUUGGGACCAGCCUGCUGAAGUUUUGCAUAACUGGAUUCGAGGUCAUGAUAAGGUCCCUGGUGCCUGGGCGGAGAUAAAUGGACAGAUGGUGACUUUCUAUGGUUCAUCAUUAUUGACACGUUCUGUGCCUGCUGGAGAACCACUGGACAUUAGAGGUUCCAAGAAGCCUGGCCUUGUUACCAAAAACGGACUUGUUCUUUUUGGUAAUGAUGGAAAAGCACUGAUGGUGAGAAAUCUGCAGUUUGAGGAUGGGAAGAUGAUUCCUGCCUCCGAGUACUUCUCAUCGGGUGACACAUCAGUGGUGGAGCUCACAGCUGAGGAGAAGAAGGUGGCAGAGAGCAUCAAGGUCAUCUGGGCUCGGAUUCUAAGCAACGUCCCUGUGAUUGAAGACUCCACAGACUUUUUUAAAUCUGGAGCAAGCUCAAUGGAUGUUGUGAGGCUGGUGGAAGAGAUCAGACAGAAAUGUGGGCUUCAACUGCAGAACGAAGAUAUCUACAUGGCCACCAAGUUUGAGGAUUUCAUCCAAAGGGUUGUGCGGAAACUGAGAGGAGAGGACCGGGAGGCGGAGCUGAUGGUGGACUAUGUCUCAAAGGAGGUCAAUGAAAUGACAGUGAAAAUGCCGUAUCAGUGUUUCAUAAAUGGACAGUUUGUGGAUGCUGAAGAUGGGGAGACUUACAACACUGUCAACCCCACAGAUGGAUCUACAAUAUGCAGAGUGUCCUACGCUUCUUUAGCGGAUGUUGACAAAGCGGUGGCUGCAGCCAAAGAUGCCUUUGACAAUGGUGAAUGGGGAAGGAUGAACGCCAGAGAAAGAGGAAGGCUGAUGUACAGACUUGCUGAUCUACUGGAAGAAAACCAAGAGGAACUGGCGACCAUAGAGGCACUGGAUUCCGGAGCUGUCUACACCCUGGCCCUGAAGACUCACAUCGGAAUGUCUGUGCAGACAUUCAGAUACUUCGCAGGCUGGUGCGACAAAAUCCAGGGCUCUACGAUCCCAAUCAAUCAGGCCCGUCCAAAUCGCAACCUGACCUUCACUAAGAAGGAGCCACUUGGUGCCUGCGCCAUCAUCAUCCCCUGGAACUACCCUCUGAUGAUGCUGGCCUGGAAGAGUGCAGCAUGCCUGGCAGCAGGCAACACCCUGGUACUCAAGCCGGCACAGGUCACGCCCUUGACAGCUCUGAAGUUUGCAGAACUGACGGUGAAAGCAGGCUUUCCCAGGGGGGUGAUCAACAUUGUUCCAGGCUCAGGGGCUGUUGCGGGACAGCGGCUUUCCCAACACCCUGACAUCCGUAAGCUUGGUUUCACUGGCUCCACGUCCGUGGGCAAGCAGAUCAUGAGCAGCUGUGCUGUGAGUAACCUGAAGAAAGUUUCCCUUGAGCUUGGUGGCAAAUCCCCACUUAUAAUAUUUAAUGACUGUGAACUUGACAAGGCAGUACGGAUGGGCAUGGGCGCAGUAUUUUUCAAUAAAGGAGAGAACUGCAUAGCAGCUGGACGGCUGUUUGUGGAAGAGUCCAUCCAUAAUGAAUUUGUGACCAGAGUGGUGGAAGAAAUUAAAAAGAUGAAGAUUGGUGAUCCGCUGGACAGAUCUACGGACCAUGGGCCCCAAAACCACAAAGCCCAUCUGGAAAAGCUGCUGCAGUACUGCGAAGCUGGGGUGAAGGAAGGAGCCACACUGGUGUACGGAGGACGACAGGUGCCGCGGUCAGGGUUCUUCAUGGAACCAACUGUGUUCACAGAUGUCGAAGACCACAUGCACCUUGCCAAAGAGGAAUCCUUCGGGCCUAUCAUGGUCAUUUCUAAAUUUCAAAAUGGGGACAUCGAUGGAGUGCUGCAUCGAGCGAAUAACACUGAAUAUGGUUUGGCCUCUGGGGUUUUCACGAGAGACAUCAACAAAGCCAUGUAUGUGAGUGACAAGCUAGAGGCGGGAACAGUUUUCAUCAACACCUACAACAAGACAGAUGUGGCAGCCCCUUUUGGUGGAGUGAAGCAGUCUGGCUUUGGAAAAGACUUAGGUGAGGAAGCCCUGAAUGAAUACCUCAAAACUAAAACGGUGACACUCGAGUAUUAGAGCAUCAGGAAGUCUUUGGUGAACAGCCGUGUCUCAGCCCCUCACAAGCUGACAAAGGAAGAACCGUCUGUGAACCCCAAAAUAUACACAAGGACCAAGAAGAGGGUUGGCCCACUCAUGUGAGCACUUGCCCGAGGGCCUCAGUAAAUUCUAAUACACCAAAUGCUUACCUCUGUUAGGUUUGAACAGUGUUGGGUAUUGCCUGUAUUUCUAAAGUACCACUGCCUGCUCCCUCCCAGGAAGGGACUUUUCUCUUCAAGGUUCUCCAUUUCGAACACACUGACCUCACUCAGCUAAAACGUACAGAUGCAUUUAGGAUUCCUGGGUUUCUAACCCCUGAGCCAUACAUAGUGGAUCCUGACAAUGGUUUCUUUAGUUUUGCUUUCAAUAACAGUGUAUCCCACACAGAA